UCGGGGUCGGGGUCAGCGGCUUGGGGGUGUCCGGAGGGCAGCGACCCCAAGGGAAGAGCCGGAGUGCCCCGCGGACCGACGCGCCAAGGAACCCCGCCGAUCGGCCCGAGCCCCGGCCGGCGCCCGCGGCGGGGUGGGCGCGGGACAGCCAUGAGCUCCCCGCCACCCGCCCGCAAGGGCUUUUACCGUCAGGAGGUGACCAAGACGGCGUGGGAGGUGCGCGCCGUGUACCGGGACCUGCAGCCCGUGGGCUCGGGCGCCUAUGGCGCCGUGUGCUCGGCCGUGGACAGCCGCACCGGCGCCAGGGUGGCCAUCAAGAAACUGUAUCGGCCCUUCCAGUCAGAGCUGUUCGCCAAGCGCGCCUACCGCGAGCUGCGCCUCCUGAAGCACAUAAACCACGAGAAUGCUCCACUCAGCUCCCACCCCAUCUCUUGAACCCGCUCUGCUCCUGGGCUCAUCACCUCAGCCUCGGUGUCUUGGUGAUUGGGCUGCUUGACGUGUUUACUCCCGACGAGACCCUGGAUGACUUCACAGACUUUUACCUGGUGAUGCCGUUCAUGGGCACCGACCUGGGCAAGCUCAUGAAGCACGAGAAGCUGAGUGAGGACCGCAUCCAGUUCCUUGUGUACCAGAUGCUGAAGGGGCUCAAGUACAUCCAUGCUGCUGGUAUCAUCCACAGGGACCUCAAGCCCGGCAACCUGGCGGUGAACGAGGACUGCGAGCUAAAGAUCCUGGACUUUGGCCUGGCCAGACAGGCAGACAGUGAGAUGACCGGAUACGUGGUGACCCGGUGGUACCGGGCACCAGAAGUCAUCCUGAACUGGAAGCACUAUACACAGACAGUCGACAUUUGGUCGGUGGGCUGCAUCAUGGCCGAGAUGAUCACCGGGAAGACGCUGUUUAAGGGCAAUGACCACCUGGAUCAGCUGAAGGAGAUCAUGAAGGUGACGGGAACACCCUCGGCUGAGUUUGUGCAGGGGCUGCAGAGUGCCGACGCUAAGAACUACAUGAAGGGACUUCCUGAGCUGGAGAAGAAGGACUUUGCGUCCAUCCUGACCAACGCCAGUCCCCUCGCCGUGAACCUCCUGGAGAAGAUGCUGGUGCUGGAUGCGGAGCAGCGGGUGACAGCGGCUGAGGCGCUGGCCCACCCCUACUUCGAGGCCCUGCAUGAGGCAGAGGACGAGCCUACGCCACAGAAGUACGAUGACUCCUUUGACGAUGUAGACCGCACGCUGGAUGAGUGGAAGCGUGUCACCUAUAAAGAGGUGCUCAGCUUCAAGCCUCCCCGGCAGCUGGGGUCGAGGGCUUCCAAGGAGACAGCUCUGUGAAGAUCUCUGGGCCCGGGGACAGAGGCCUGUUCUGUUCUCAGGCACCCACCUCAGCCUAACCUCAGGAGUGUCUGGACUUUCUGGAAGGAACCCCUCCUGGCCUGGGGCCGGCCUCUGACCCCCCCUGGAGCAGCGGUCCACUCCCUGGGGUAGGGUGGGGCUUGGGUCAGUCCUGCUCUCUCUGUGCCGUAUCCCCAAGGCCCAGCCCUUGUCACAGAUAUGGAGACAGAGGGAGGGUGCAGGUGCUGACUCAUGGACACCAUCUGUCCAGGGGGGCUCUUCAUUCCCUAGUCUUGAAUGUAACCAGCCAUGUGGCAUGUGCCCACAUGGCUGGAAGUAAAUAAACCCUUUUGUAGAUCUCCCA
Loxodonta africana (African savanna elephant) is the source of this 1692-nucleotide messenger RNA. It is a transcript of the gene MAPK12, whose product is annotated as mitogen-activated protein kinase 12. Gene Ontology annotation, molecular function: MAP kinase activity; ATP binding. NCBI's taxonomy places the organism in Eukaryota, Metazoa, Chordata, Mammalia, Proboscidea, Elephantidae. Bases 549 to 1328 code for a protein of 259 amino acids. The transcript has 14 exons. Gene Ontology annotation, biological process: MAPK cascade; protein phosphorylation. Gene Ontology annotation, cellular component: cytoplasm; nucleus. The record is from RefSeq and is a predicted model, not a curated record.